Molecule: messenger RNA, 1770 nt
Organism: Mesorhabditis spiculigera
Lineage: Eukaryota; Metazoa; Nematoda; Chromadorea; Rhabditida; Rhabditidae
Source: the annotation of a GenBank genome assembly
AUGCUGUUCGUCGUAUUCUUCGCUGCUUUAUUGGCUGGGGCCAACGCCCAAUCUCAGUGCAAAAAUGACGACUAUACGAUGCUGGGCAACGGGAAAUGCUAUCGGGUGUUCACCUCCAACACGGCCGGCUCGUCGGCGUCGGCUGCGUGUCAUUUAACGGGCGGCGAGCUGGUGUCGAUCCAUUCGGAAACGGACAACUACAUCAUCGGUAUCUGGGCCCAGGGCAACCUGGUCUCUGAAGCCUGGAUUGGACUACGCUGCGAUACCCUAGACACCUGCGGCUGGCUCGACGGAACCCCACUGAAUUAUACACAUUUUGACGACAACCCGCCCGACCUCGACGAUGGCAACUGCUUCUUCAUGAAGGUUGGAAUGGUGGAUGUCAACAUCUUCAACACAUGGGCCGUCGGGAAGUGCGACAAGAAGAAGAACUUCAUCUGCGAGCAGGUCGACCACAUUCCGACCAAGGCGCCGACUACCGUGCGCCCGUCACCAUACCCAUUUAGCCACUCGCCGGAUUGCGGAACUUACUACUUGUUUAAUGGAUGGUGUUACAACGUGUUUCCGGGCGGUUUGAGCGAACCGGACGCCGAGCUGACGUGUGAGGCGGAUGGAGGGCAUUUGGUGGCGAUACACGAGGCUUUUACCAACAACUUCGUCACGCAACUCCUCGCCAGCAUCGGAGCCCCGUUCGGGUGGAUCGGGCUGAAAUACCUACCCAACGGAGUGUACAUCUGGACAAACGGCUCCCCGAUGGACUAUAGGAAUAUACCAGCUAUCCUAUCGCCGGCGUUGGGGUCCUGUUUUGCGAUGUCGACUUUGGAUCAGUACUACCCGGCCCAAUGGAUCCCGUACAACUGCUCGACGCUGUUGCCCUUCGUCUGCCAGCGGCCGAGAGCCGAUGUUCCGACGACAACCAAAACCUUGCCGACGACGCAGGUCGUCUCCAGCUGCGGUCAAACCCAGUAUGGAGGAUACAGUGGGCAGAUCCCCUCGCCAAACUACCCGUACUCGUUCCACGGCUCAUACUGCUACUACCAGAUCACCGGGAGCAGCCGGGCCGUCAACGUCGAGGUGCCGGCGAUUCAGGGCAUGAACGGCUUCUGGGUGCUGACGCUCUUCGAGGGAGCCCAAGCCGAUCGUUAUUACCUCAUCGACGAGAUCUCCUCCCAAGACUUCCCCCGCAUCAUCCACCGCUCCUCCAGCACCAACCUGCUGCUCGUCACUUUCUAUUCUGCCGACUCGGUCAUCGGGCAACCCUUCUUCGUCUCAUACAACAGCACCCAAGUACCCCUUUAUCCGACCCGGAAUGGUACGGUGACCCCUGCGACCACUACGGUAGCUCCCAGAAAACUGUCGUGUGAUGUGAAUUGGUCGCUGGACGAGCAGCGGGGAGUGUGCUAUGCCAUCUCCUCUCCAGGCACUUUUGAUGAUGGAGCGGGCUACUGUAGACUACGAUACGCACAGAUGCUCUCAGUGCACAGCUUACAGCAGGAGACCGGGUUGUACGCUCUGCUCAAUCGUGCCUACCCGAAUGGUUUCUUUGAUGUGUGGAUCGGCGGGAAGUUCAACAUCAACGCCUGGAAAUGGUGGGACGGGACGGCGUUCGACUACUCGGCCUGGGUCGGAGGACGUGACAAUGGCACUUCAAGCAGCUGUGCUUCCGCCGUCCGGCAUGGUGCAUCAAGCUUCCAGCAAGGCUGGGUGGCCCGCGACUGCUCGAUCUAUCUACCGGCUGUCUGUUACCGCACGGCCAAUAUCAAUGCAGAA